AUGAAGUAUGAAGAAUCAGCGUCGUUCAAACCAAAAGUGGGUCCUCCGUUUUCUUUUAUUCUUGUUAGUUGGUGGCAUGCUCCUCCCUCGAGGAUUAAAGUUAAUACCGAUGGUUCUUCAAUUGGCGCUCUGGGUAAAAUUCAUGCUGGAGGCGUUUCCAGAGAUUUCACAAAUCAGGUUAAAGGUUCCUUCCAUAUUGAUGGUGGUCUUGGUUUUGCUUUUGAAGUUGAGCUUAUUGGCAUCAUUGGCAUCAUUACUGCGAUUGAAUUGGCUUAUGCUUAUAAAUGGUUUAACAUUUGGCUGGAACCCAUUUCCACUUAUGUUGUAAGGUUGCCUCAAUUGCGUUCUGAUAUUGUCCUGUGGCGUUUCAUUGCUAGGUGGAGACGAGUUCUUAAGUUACUCCCCCUUUUUGAUAUUCAUGUUUCACAUAUCUUUUGUGAAGGGAAUCAAGUUGCUGACAUUAUGGAAAAUCCAAAUACUUCGACUGGUUGGUGGAAUCUUGUUAUUCCCUUGAUUGAGGAAGUCGUAGGAUAUUCAUAUCCAAAAUUUCUAUUGCAAAGUUAG
Salvia miltiorrhiza (redroot sage) is the source of this 564-nucleotide messenger RNA. RefSeq lists its product as uncharacterized. The coding region runs from base 1 to 564 and encodes 187 amino acids. Lineage: Eukaryota; Viridiplantae; Streptophyta; Magnoliopsida; Lamiales; Lamiaceae. The transcript is spliced from 2 exons. Gene Ontology annotation, molecular function: nucleic acid binding. The record is from RefSeq and is a predicted model, not a curated record.